Tachyglossus aculeatus (Australian echidna) is the source of this 1227-nucleotide messenger RNA. RefSeq names its product basic proline-rich protein-like. The record is from RefSeq and is a predicted model, not a curated record. Lineage: Eukaryota; Metazoa; Chordata; Mammalia; Monotremata; Tachyglossidae. The transcript has 3 exons. The coding region runs from base 1 to 1227 and encodes 408 amino acids.
AUGGCGGGCGCGCGCGCCCGCGCUUCCGCUUCCGGGCCCGGCCCCCGAGGGGCCGUCUGCGCCUGCGCGGGGACGCCCCCCCCCCCGUUUGAUGGGCGGCCCGAGGAGGGCGCGCGCCCGCACUUCCGGCCCCGCCUCCCACGCGCUUCGCCGUCCGAGGGGGCGUCUGCGCGUGCGCGGGGACGCCCCACCCCCCCGCGUUUGAUCGGCAGCCCGACCGUGCAGGGCGCUUCCGACCCCGCCUCCCGAGGGGACGUCUGCGCGUGCGCGGGAUCGCCCCCCCGCACCCCCGUCAGCCCUCCCGCCUCCAAGCGGAUGACGUCACCCGCCCCCCCCCGUUUGAUUGGCUGGCAGCCCGUGAGGCCGGCCAAGAAGGGCGCCCGCGCGCGCGCCCUCACUUCCGGCCCCGACUCCCACGUGCUUCUCCCCGCCCCCCACACCGCCCGAAGGGGCGUCUGCGCGUGCGCGGAGACGCCCCAGCCCGCCCGCCCCCGAGCGGAUGACUACGUGCCCCCUCUCCCCCGUUUGAUUGGCAGCCCGAGCGCGCGCCCGCACUUCCGGCCCCGCCUCCCACGUGCUUCUCCCACAGGCCUCCUCCCGAGGGGGCGUCUGCGCGUGCGCGGAGACGCUCCACCCCGCCCCCAAGAGGAUGAUCACGUGCCCCGCCGUUUGAUUGGCAGCCCGGCCAUGGAGGGCGCACGCGCGCACGCCCCCGCUUCGGACCCCGCCUCCCACACGCUUCUUCCCCCCCCCCCACCGCCGCCCGAGGGGGCGUCUGCGCGUGCGCAGAGCCGCCCCUCCCGCCUCCAAGCCUCCCCGUGUGAUUGGCAGCCCGAGCUGCCGGCCAAGGAGGGCGCCCGCGCGCGCCCUCGCACUUCCGGCCCCGCCUCCCACGCGCUUCUUCAGCACCACCGUCCAAGGGGGCGUCUGCGCGUGCGCGGAGUCUCCCCCCCGUCCCGCCUCCAAGCGGAUGACGACAGUCGCCCCCAUUUGAUUGACAGCUCGAACGGGGGGCGCGCAGGCGCAGGAGGGGGCGCGCGGACGGAGCCUGAGAGGCCAACGGCCCGACUGAUUGACAACCACCUGCGCCCGUCCCUGGGGGCUCAAAGCUCGGGAGCCAAAGAUGAUGCAGGGCGGUUUCCAGGGGAGCGUCUCAUGGCAGCAGCUGCCGCUCCUCCUAGCAACCGAAUCGGGCUCCUGAGCCUUUUUCGCUGCAGUGGAACAUGA